This is a messenger RNA of Fusarium redolens, 1868 nucleotides long. RefSeq lists its product as uncharacterized. Gene Ontology annotation, cellular component: intracellular anatomical structure. The record is from RefSeq and is a predicted model, not a curated record. Gene Ontology annotation, molecular function: protein binding. Lineage: Eukaryota; Fungi; Ascomycota; Sordariomycetes; Hypocreales; Nectriaceae. Bases 91 to 1740 code for a protein of 549 amino acids. The transcript has a single exon.
AAAAUGACUCAUCUUUAGAAAGGCAGCUUUUAAUAUUGCUUAUCGUUGUAGGUCUGGCCCUAUCUACCUGGAAAAUUGCCACUAUUUGAAAUGACAUCUAUAUAUCCUUUCGAUCUUGGCUUGUAUAAGCGAAUCAUCUCGACUACUUCCCCCGAAAGCCAGACAUGGUUCGACCGUGGACUCAUAUGGGCAUAUGCCUUUAAUCAUGAGGAAUCUGUCUUUUGCUUCGAGCAAGCCGCUAUCUCCGACCCUGACUGCGCAAUGGCCUAUUGGGGGUUGGCAUAUAGCCUGGGGCCAAACUAUAACAAGCCAUGGUCGUUCUUUGAUAACAAAGAUCUGACCGAUGCAGUUCGGCGUGGCCACAAUGCCGCCCGUACGGCCAUAGCUAAGAUGUCGGCCUGCACUCCAGUUGAGCAAGCCCUUAUCAAAGCACUUCAGCAACGCUAUCCACAAGAGAAGCCGGAUCAUUGCUCUUCUUGGAACCAGGGUUUUGCCAACGCAAUGGAACUGGUACAUAAGGAUUUUCCGGACGAUUUGGAUGUUAUCACGCUAUAUGCAGACGCUUUGAUGAACUUGAACCCAUGGAAUCUCUGGGAUUUAAAAACAGGAGAACCUAUUGCCGGAGCUCACACACUGAAGAUCAAGACAUUACUUGAUAAUGGCCUGAAGCUCAAUGGAUCUUUGAAGCAUCCCGGCUUACUCCACAUGUAUAUCCAUCUGAUGGAAAUGUCUCCUACACCUGAAGCUGCUCUUCCAACGGCCAACCACCUGCGUGGGCUCGUACCUGACGGAGGACAUUUACACCACAUGCCAACUCAUCUCGACGUGCUCUGUGGACAUUACCAAGCAGCCAUUGACUCAAACUCAGAGGCGAUCAAAGCUGAUGAUAAGUAUCUAUCUAAAGCUGGGCCCCUGAACUUUUAUUCUCUAUAUCGAUGCCACGAUCUUCAUUUUCGAGUUUAUGCCGCUAUGCUUGCGGGGCAGUUCAAAGUUUGCAUUGAUACUGCUGAUCAGUUAGAGUCUACUAUCCCAAAGGGUCUUCUUCAAAUCGAGUCUCCGCCUAUGGCUGACUGGCUCGAAGCGUUUCUGAGCCUCCGUGCCCAUAUCUUGGUCAGGUUCGGAAGAUGGCAGGACCUAAUUGAUAUGAAGCUACCGGAAGACAAGGGAUUAUACUGUAUGACCACGUCAAUCAUCUUGUAUGCGAAGAGUGUAGCUUUUGCUGCUACUGGGAGAGUAUCGGAAUCGGAACACCAUCGAGGGCUUUUCCAUAAAUCCCUAGAGAGAGUUCCAUCCUCACGCACUCUUUUCAACAACAAGUGUCUAGAUAUUCUUCGAGUGGCUGAGGCUAUGCUCGAUGGUGAACUGGAAUACCGGCGAAAGAAUUAUGAUGUCGCCUUUGAGCACCUUCGUGAGGCUAUUCUUCGGGAGGAUAAUCUCCCUUACGACGAACCCUGGGGAUGGAUGCAGCCUACCCGCCAUGCAUAUGGUGCCCUGCUGAUGGAGCAGGGAUACCUCGAGCAGGCAGUUGAGGUUUAUAAGACAGACUUGGGACUCAACGAUAACCUCCCUCGAGCUUUGAGGCACCCUAAUAAUGUGUGGGCACUGCACGGUCUUCACGAAAGUUUGUUGAGAUUGGGGAGAAAUCCAGAGGCUAAGGAUAUUGAAGGCCACUUACAAAAAGCACUAGCAGGUUCUGACGUUUCUAUUAAUGCCUCUUGCUAUUGCAGACUAGGAAAUUAAGAAUGUACACAUAGAUCAAUACUUGUUUUAAUACUUUUAGUUUCUAGUUGUGGUGAAAUAUGGGUUGCCAAACCGUGGAGCUUGUCGUUGUUGGAGAAAAUGGUGAUAACAAAGAGUGUUGAUUUAGG